GUAGCCGGCCAUGACAGUCGAAGAUUCGGGACAUGUUGUUACUUCCUGAUGGCUUAUAAACCACUAGUAUAAGGGAAACAAAGUGAUGUCCGUAUACCUGAGUCUUACCAAUAAUAAAUAUUUCACUGAUUCUGGAUUGACUGUUACUUUUUAAAUGCUCGUAUCUUGGCAACAGCAGACUUCACUCACUUGUGUCAUCAAAGAGGAAUUUUCUUUUACCAUGCAAAGUGAUGUUCCCCUGAUUUUUUAGCUGUUCUAAAGGCAAAAGAACUGCACCCCUGGAAGAGGGAAGGAUACCAGUGAAUGUAACCGGUAACCAGUAACCACACUAACUAAGCACAUUUUGUGUGUACAGCAAAAUGAGUCUGCAGAGGCCACCAUUUUCACCUCCUGCAAGUCAUGUGACCUUCUGGCAAUCAGAGGUUGAACAAUUACAGCGUAAUCAUCAUUUCUCCUCACAGGUUCCUGGCAUGGAGCCAAGACCACCAUUAACCCCUGCAAAGCCACCAACAGGGUAUGAGUGUAACAAGUGUUGUGCUCGAUUUGCAUCCAUUGCAAGCCACGUUGCUCAUGAAAUAGCAGGCUGUGUUACCAUGCCACCAUCAACAAGCCAACAACAAGCCGCUCCCUUGUAUACCAGGAAUACUGUCCAACCAACACCUGUUAUCAAUCAAGCCACAUCCAGACCAGCCACUGCCGGCAGCAAUGGACUCCCCAACCAUUCAGGUAAUACAUCAUCACCACGAGGUAAGAGCAGUCAUAAAGCAGAGAAAGUCACAAGUCCACGUUCAUUUUUGGAAGCAGAGCAGGGUGGGCAGGAAUAUCACUGUAAGAUCUGUCCUCAGGUGUAUUACAGUAAAUCCGAUGUACUGCUGCAUGCAAGAUCACACACAGAGGGAAAACCUUACAAGUGUGAAGAAUGCGGCAAAGGAUUUGCAACCACGUCAUAUCUAAGUCAGCACUCACGGGUUCAUACUAACCACAAGCCCUACAAUUGUACCUACUGCGACAAGUCCUUCAAGCAGUUGUCACAUCUGCAACAACAUACACGCAUUCACACCGGCAUGAAACCUUACAAGUGUUUUGAUGCUGGUUGUGACAAGGCAUUCAGUCAGUUAUCUAACUUACAGCAACAUUGGAGGCGACAUAACAAGGAUAAACCCUACAAAUGCAGAGACUGCUACAGGGCCUAUGAUGAGCUGGACAAGCUGCAGAAUCACUCGCUUUCUCAUGAGAACACUCGACGUGAAAAGCGAUUCUCCUGUGGGGUAUGUGGGAAGACCUACAGCUUAGAAGUUUACCUGCAGAAACACAUGGAGAAGCACCCUCAGAUUGCUAGUAAUGGACUUGCUAACAUGCCCAUCGUUGAUUCCAACAAACAGAGCAACUCCUCGGCAGGCAGCAAUCUCACACACCACAAGAAACACAAAAAGAGUAAGAAGAAAUCUAACUCUGACUCCGCCUCCACCAUGAAUAUGCAUCAGCCAAGCAUGAACAUGAAUGAAUAUUCAUCAGCAGAGACCACUAGCCACCUUGUUCCCAUGCUGAUGCAUCUUCAGGCACCAGACUCUGUACUGCAGCCUCUUACAUUACCACCACGUUCAGGGGUCCAAAGCCAGACCACCGAUGCCAAAUCAAGCGCCCAACCUCAUGGUUUCCCAGCUCACACAGCCACUAGUCCCUCAGUGGGUAGUCACCCCUUAAACCUGCAUAUUCCCAUGCCUACGUCAUUAGGUUACAUGAAUCGUGGCCCAGCAGUAUUUUCGACAGAGAGCCCAACCUUCACCUCAAGUUCCCCAGCUUUCCAAUCUCCUAGUCACAUCGUGGAUUCCAGAAUGCCAUAUUUUCCAUUGCCGGUAUCUGCUCCAAAUGUGUCCCAUGUCAUACAGGCUUGAACAUCAAACCUAUGACUAUUACAGAGGCCAACCAUUGACUGGGAGUUGAUACUCCAGAAUUUCCUGAGUUCGCAUGAAACCCACAAUAGAAGCCUUCUUUGGGCCAUGGAGGUUUUCAUAAAGCUAUUGAAAUUACACAAGACUCUUUGGACAAUAUCUGCCAGUAUUUGAAAUGAAAAGAACUUGACCAAAGUGCAAGAUGUGCACCCAGAAAAGGCCUGUGGGCGGCAUUAACCGUAAGACUAAACAUAUCUGAGUGGAGGGGAUAUCAUUUGUUCCCCUGUAGAGCAGAUAAUCCUAAAAUUUUCUAUUUGCAUCCAGUGAAUUUGUUAGUUUCAAAUACUAGAAUUGAUUGAACUACCUUCAGAGUCUGACUGUAUAUUGAGCUGCACCUCUUGAAGCUGAGGAAAGCAUGUUUUAAAAUGCCAAGUAGUUGAUGUACAUAUUUAGUAAGUAUAUCCUAUAAGAAGCUGUACAGUGUAGAAUUGAGUAUGUACUUAAUGCAACAACUCUGGACUUCUUAAGGAUGGUUGCUCUGUGCACAGAUUCAUGUAGACAGUUGUGGAAUAGGUCAGUUUAGUGUCAGGUUUUUUUUUCAUCAGAAAUCGAAGGUGGAGCUGUUAACUUGCUCUUGUUCUUGUCUAAACCGUUUGUCUUGAUACGUUAAGAUGAAGAUUAAGACUGUAGUGCAGUGCAAAGCUGAAAUUACAUUUUUGAAAAUACAUGUACGUUUUUUUUGGAAAGGACUUUCAAAAAGUGAAGAUUACUUCUUCAAAAAGUGCCAAAAUAUGUCCUGUUUGAGGAUUUCACUGCACGGAGCAGUCAUCUGACCAGUCCUUUGAUUCAAGUCACCUGAUCCCAGUCACUGAGUGCUAUGAUAACUCACACUGAGUCUUUGAUUAGCAGUACUCAGCUGAAGUUGGAGUCAGCAAUGAUCAUCUAUUCAUAAUGAUAGUGUAAAAUGUAGUAAUUUUUAUGGUUUUGGGAACAUUGAAACAUUUGAUAAUAAUGUGUGGAUAGAUUUGUUUCUGUGUAAUCAAUCUGUUGGCAUUUGUUUUUCUUAAUAGGUUUUUAGACAGAAUGAAAACACUUCCAGUAUCUGAGUGUAUUUGUUGUUUUUUAGUGAAAAUCAUUUGAGUCUGGAAUGACGUAGUUUUAUUGACAUGGAAAGGGUUUACAGGAAUGAGGUGUAUUCUUUGUCAAAUGCUUUUUUGGAGUUCUUCAGAGCAGGAAGGAUGGAAAAUUAUUUGAAAUGUUUUUAAAUAUGUUAAAGAUAUCAAAAAAUAUCUUAAAAGAGCAGGAAACCUUGGAGUGCAGGAUUGGGAAUGUAUGAAAUUAAUAUAUUAAAAAUAGUGGACUUUAAUAGACAGUGCAUGUAGUUGUGAAUUUUGCACAUUUGUUUGUGCCGAUUCAAGAAGCAUUUCUGCAUAAUAUGUUUGUAUUCAUGGAAAUUUGUAAAGUAAAAAGUGUAAAAUAUUUUUUUAACAUUAAUUAUGGUGUGUAGGUAAAGAAAAUGUGACCAUCAUCCAAAAGGCACAAACACUGGCUUUUAGGAUAGUUGUAUGUUGGAAGGUAAUAUUUUCAUGUUUAAUCUUGCUGAAGGUUCUUUGUGAAAUGCUUUGAGGUUGCCGUGCAUAAGGGGAAAGUACUACACAUGCAUACAUACCGGUACGUGUACUUGUUUGGAAAAUUUGUGCAAAAACAGCCGUUUAACUGUUUAAUAUUUUACACAAGUCCUCAAAGUUUGGUUUUGAAUUUAUGUCACGGUGAAUUCAGUAAAAAUAAAGUUGUUGUGACCAUCAGGGUUAUAUGUCCAGGCUGCGUUGAAUGCAAUUCUUCGCUAGGUGAAUGGUGUUGCUUUUUUUUCUUUAAUAUCAGGUGUUGUAACAAUUUGUUAACUUUUGCUAACUAAAGCACUGAAAUAGACGUCAGGUUAGCAUGAUUUUCCUGCCUCAGUAUGCAGGGAUUUUCAUGUAAUGUGCAUCGCUAUUAUGAAGGGCCUGGUAGAGGAGGUGGGGCUUGGAAUGGGAGGGGGAUAAUGUGUGUAUGUCAGGAUUGAACUAAAUAGGAUAUGAAACCAGUCUAAAUGUGCAUGUUACGAAAUUGUUCUCACACUCCUAUGCUUUUAUUCAGAACAAAGUGAUGCGUUAAAAUAUUUUACCAAUAUUUAUCGUCUUUCUGUGUUGUACACAUCAGAAAAAGAAAAAUGAAAUCACACAAAUUUGCCAUUUUCAUUAGUUUCUGUUUGGUGUUAAGUGAUUGGAUAUUGUCUUUACUGAAUGUGUAGAGUUAAUCUAGGGGCAGAUGACAUUUUGGGCACAAUUGUAAUUACUAUAGAUCUGUAUGUGUUGUGUUUCUGAAUGUCCUACACAGCAAUUGUUAUGGAGAAGUGUCUGGUGUACAAUUUAAGGUGUACAUUUUAUGAAUAUUUUGUACAAAACCUUGCAUUAUCGGCUGGAAGAUAGUCAUAGGUUAGCAAACUUGUGUAAAUUGUGGAUAAGGCCUUGUCUACAGAGUGUAUAACCUACAUUGAGCAUAGCUAUUGCACAGCUAUUGUGGACAAAAUUGAUGACAAAAGGUAUCACAUUACCUCAAAUAUGUUGUCACUCACGAUGAAUUUCCUUUAAAAUCUGGGGCUGAUAUUGUGAAAUGCCAAGUGUAAAACCACAUUACCUCUGAUUUCUGUGGACUAAUUUCUCGCAUUGAGUGACCUUAACUACUGCAUGAUCUACAUGUACAGUUUUAGGUGUCAUUAAAAUAGUUUGAUUUAUCUUAAAGGUUAGUCAGCCAUCUGGGAACAUCUUUUGACAACUGUGACAACUCUGUAGACAAGGCAAUUUGUUCAUUCUCCGCAAUCUUUAUGUGCUUGUAUAUGAUCGCUGCAUCUGUGUAGAUUUUUUCAGUUCAGUAUUUUUGGUGAGGGGCAGACAUAAGUGCUUAAGGAGUGAAACUGUAGACCUGACGUGAACCUUGAGAAUUCAUGUUUAGGGUAAAAUAGCUUCAUCCUUUUCUUGUUGCUUUCAUGCACAAAUAUAAGCAGCAGUCUGGAAGCAAGCCUGCUUCUCAGUACUAGAACAGUUGCUUCAGGAAAUUCAAACAAAUUUGCGGCUGUUUUGAUCUGUAUUAAAAAUAAGAAGAUUCACCACCGUUAACCACCCUCUUAUUACUAAGUUAACGCUCUUCUGUUUGAACAAAAGUUAAUAAACCUUACUAGCGAGUUAACUUGGACGUUACAAAGUAACAUGUACAUGUAUUUAGGUUUAUCUUCGUAUUAUUAAGAAAUAUUUUGGUUUUAUAAGCCGGUUUUCUUUUAGUCAGAUCUCUUCUUAAAAAUUGGUUUUGGGAUUGUGUCAUUCAGUAAAUUAAGCCAAAUGUACAUGUUUGUGGUAUUAUAAUGCACUGAAUAUUAAAUACUAUCAAUUAGAUUUAACAAAA
Acanthaster planci (crown-of-thorns starfish) is the source of this 5330-nucleotide messenger RNA. RefSeq lists its product as uncharacterized. Gene Ontology annotation, biological process: regulation of transcription by RNA polymerase II. NCBI's taxonomy places the organism in Eukaryota, Metazoa, Echinodermata, Asteroidea, Valvatida, Acanthasteridae. Gene Ontology annotation, molecular function: RNA polymerase II cis-regulatory region sequence-specific DNA binding; DNA-binding transcription factor activity, RNA polymerase II-specific. The record is from RefSeq and is a predicted model, not a curated record.